Messenger RNA from Dichomitus squalens LYAD-421 SS1, 1696 nucleotides. Its product is annotated as cofactor-independent phosphoglycerate mutase. Gene Ontology annotation, molecular function: manganese ion binding. The coding region runs from base 31 to 1596 and encodes 521 amino acids. Gene Ontology annotation, cellular component: cytoplasm. Lineage: Eukaryota; Fungi; Basidiomycota; Agaricomycetes; Polyporales; Polyporaceae. The transcript has 8 exons. The record is from RefSeq and is a predicted model, not a curated record. Gene Ontology annotation, biological process: glucose catabolic process.
CCUGCAUCCAUUCACUCUCCUUCUCAUAACAUGGUCGAAGUCAAGAACAAGGUCUGCCUCAUCGUACACGAUGGCUGGGGUAUCGCACCAGAGAAGGGCAUGAAGGGCGACGCGAUCGACGCCGGAAACACGACCAACAUGGACACAAUCGCGAAGGACCACAGCCAUCGCACCCUUCACGCACACGGUCUCGCCGUCGGUCUCAGCGAUGGGCUUAUGGGAAACUCAGAAGUAGGCCACCUGAACAUCGGUGCCGGGCGCAUCGUAUGGCAAGACAUCGUCCGGAUUGACGUGGCGAUCAAGAAGAGGCAAUUCCACAAGAACGAGAACAUCCUGGAGAGCUUUAACAGGGCCAAGAACGGCAACGGCCGUCUGCACCUUCUCGGUCUCGUCUCUGAUGGUGGCGUCCACUCGCAUAUAACCCACCUUUACGCCCUCCUGGAGACCGCCAAGGAGGUCGGCCUCAAGGAAGUGUACAUCCACUUCUUCGGUGAUGGCCGUGACACUGCACCCCGCUCUGCGGCUGGAUAUCUGAAGGAUCUCCUCGCCUUCAUUGAGAAGGAGAAGGUCGGUGAGGUCGCUACCAUCGUAGGCCGCUACUAUGCCAUGGACCGUGACAAGCGCUGGGAGCGUAUCAAGAUCGCGGUCGAUGGCCUUGUGAAGGGCGAGGGCGAGAAUGCCGAGGACCCCGUGAAGGCAAUUGAGGAGCACUACAAGAAGGACGAGACCGACGAGUUCUUGAAGCCCAUCAUCGUCAAUGGCGAUGCCGGCAGGAUCAAGGACGGCGACACCCUUUUCUUCUUCAACUACCGCUCCGACCGCAUGCGGGAGAUCGUCUCCGUCUUUGGUCUCCCCGACAAGCCCACGGAGGUCGAUGUCCCCAAGGACCUCCACAUCACCACCAUGUCGCGCUACAAUGCUGAAUUCCCCUUCAAAGUUGCCUUCCCCCCACAAGCGAUGACGAACGUCCUCGCCGAGUGGCUCUCCAAGCAGGGCGUCAAGCAGGCACACAUCGCCGAGACCGAGAAGUACGCGCACGUCACCUUUUUCUUCAACGGCGGCGUCGAGAAGCAGUUCGCCGACGAGGAGCGCCACAUGAUCCCCUCGCCCAAGGUCGCCACGUACGACAAGCAGCCGAAGAUGUCCGUCCACGGCGUCGCCGAAAAGGUCGCCGAGGUCGUUCGCGCCGGCACGCACGAGUUCGUCAUGUGCAACUUCGCGCCCCCAGACAUGGUCGGCCACACGGGCGUGUACGAGGCUGCUGUCGAGGCGAUCGGCCACACGGACGAGGCGGUCGGGAUCGUGUACAAGGCGUGCCAGGAGGCGGGCUACAUCCUGCUCAUCACCGCCGACCACGGGAACGCGGAGCAGAUGAUCAACCCCGAGACGGGCGCACCGCACACGGCACACACAACGAACCCGGUGCCGUUCAUCAUGACUGGUGACCCGAAGAAGUUCAAGUUCACCGAGGACAAGAAGGACGGGGAGGAAGAAGAGGGCGCGCUGGCGGACGUUGCGCCGACCGUGCUUGACAUAUUGGGUCUGCCCAAGCCCGAAGAGAUGACUGGACGCUCGCUCCUUGCGAAGUCCGAGUGAAUUGCGAUGUGACAUUGGACGGUAUUGAGAAGCAUAAAUAUCUUGUAAAACGAUUUAGAGGCAUGCGUCACCCGCGCAAUAUAUCAUUAGACAGUUCCAC